AAAGCUCUUCUCGACAGCAACAAUGGAAUCAAAGGUGUUUUUGACAGCAACGAUAAUAGUAGUCCUCUCAGGCUUUAUAGCCUUUAAGCAAAUCAAACCAUCAUCCCAUGAAGACAACUUGUCAGAAUUUGAACUUCUUCCACUUGACGAUGCUGUCGGGCCGGAGAGCUUCGCUUUUGACCCUCAUGGCGGAGGGCCCUAUACCGGAAUAUCCGACGGCCGGAUUAUCAAAUGGCAACAAGAUCAACGCCGUUGGAUCAACUUUGCCACAACUUCCCCACACAGAGAUGGUUGUGAAGGGCCACAAGAUCAUGAUCGAACGGAGCACAUUUGUGGGCGCCCAUUAGGGUUGCGGUUCAAGACAUCCACAGGUGAUCUUUACGUUGCAGAUGCUUAUAUGGGCCUACUCAUUGUGGGCGCCGAUGGUGGCAUGGCCACUAAGCUCGCAACGCAGGCACAAGGCCUUCCCUUAGGCUUCACCAACAGCUUGGACAUUGACCAACGCAGCGGUGUCGUUUAUUUUACAGACAGCAGCACACAAUACCCUAGAAGGAAUUAUAUCUCAGUGAUACUAAGUGGGGAUAAAACAGGAAGGCUAAUGAAAUAUGACCCAGAAAGCAAACAAGUGACUGUUCUUCUCAACAAUCUCUCUUUCCCAAAUGGUGUGCUAUUGGGUGAAAACAGUCACUACAUUCUUGUUGCAGAGACAAGUAGAUGCAGAGUCAGCAAGUACUGGCUAGAAACAUCAAAGGCUGGAACUCAUGAAGUGUUUGCUCAACUCCCAGGGUUUCCAGACAACCUCAGUUGGAGUCCUAGGGGAGGAUUUUGGGUGGCAAUGCAUUCAAGAAAAGGAAGGAUAUUGGAAUGGGUUCUUUCCUAUCCCUCAAUAGGAAAUGCUUUGCUUAAGCUCCCUUUUGACAUCAUGAAAGCUUAUUCCUACUUGGCUAAAUGGAGUGGAAGUGGGUUGGCAAUGAGGUUAAGUGUGGAAGGUGAAAUAUUGGAAAUAUUAGAAGAUAAAAGUGGAAUUAGGUUGACGCCUAUGGCUGAAGUGCAGGAGAAAGAUGGAACUCUAUGGAUUGGAUCAGUAACUAUGCCUUUUGCAGGCAAGUAUAAGAUAGAUAACUCCCUUUAGUUCUGCAUGGACAAGGCAAUAAUGAGGAAAGGCAAAAGGAAAAACGUAUGAUUUAUAAGGAUAUUGUUUGAUUAUCUUCUGAAAGGUUUCUUCUUUUUUUU
Corylus avellana is the source of this 1233-nucleotide messenger RNA. RefSeq names its product protein STRICTOSIDINE SYNTHASE-LIKE 2. The record is from RefSeq and is a predicted model, not a curated record. Gene Ontology annotation, cellular component: endomembrane system. Gene Ontology annotation, molecular function: hydrolase activity. NCBI's taxonomy places the organism in Eukaryota, Viridiplantae, Streptophyta, Magnoliopsida, Fagales, Betulaceae.